CCAAAGUUUUUUUUUUUUCAUCCGGUGUCUGGUGCCCACAUUAGAGCUCCAACUAAUUCAGAUCGCGCGUUGCAGGGCCCAUUAAGGUGGCAGCGCUCCCAACAGAGUUUUCUCCAUACCUAGGGUCGACCCCCGACCUCUGAUUAAGGGUGAAACAGCCCAAUCCACUGCACCACAAUCUAUGUCGGUAGUAUUUCCAAAGUUAUUAAUAUACGAACCCCAUUUGUAACUUGACAAUCAACUUCAAAAAAACACAAAAUGAACAACUUGUUUCCUAAUGAUUUCUCAAAUCAAACACCACCACCAACAACAACAACAACAACAAGAAAAGCAAUUAUUCUACCAAUUGAUCAAAAUUUGCAUUCAUCUUCAUCAUCAUCAAGUGAAUAUUCACCACUUUAUCUCAAUGAAAUUCAAAAAUUAACUCAAUUCCCAAAAAUCGAAGGCGAAGACGAUGCAUUAAGACAGGCAUAUCUUGCUGUCCUAUCAUCAUCGUCUUCGCCUUCUCCUUCUCCUUCUUUGUCUCGCGGACAAACUACAGACAAAUUGACACGAAUGAGUAGUGCAUUCACAAAGUUUAGACCAGACAAUUAUGUCUCAACAAGCUGUAAACACCACAACAACAACAUAUUGAAGAGGUACAUGACAUUUUUCAACAACCUGUAUAUGAUUAAUAGGCAAGAGGGGGUUCGCGCUACGACUACACAGGUUCAUCACAUGAUCUCAGAGCGAAGAAGGCGCGAAAAGCUUAACGAGAACUUUCAACAUCUAAGAUCUUUGCUCCCUCUAGGAACCAAGAAGGACAAAGCAUCAGUUCUUGCUAGUACAACAGACUACAUCAGUUGUUUGAAAGAUCAAGUGAAAGAAUUAUGUAAAAGGAAUGAAAUAUUGGAAGCACAAUUGUUAAACAAGAAAGAAGCAUUUCAAUUUCAACAAAAUGAAAGUGGAAAAGUAGCUGUUUACAUAACAAACGUAGAAGAAAGAAUUGUGGACUUGCAAGUUAUAGCCAGAGGAAAAUGCAGCAUAGUGGAUUUGGUUAUUUGCUUAAUGAAGUUCUUGAAAAUGGUUAAUUUUGUAAAUGUAGUGGCUAUUGAUGCAAACACAACAUUGGUUCAAUCAUGUCCGGUUGCUGUCAUAACCUUACGGCUGACAAUUCAGGGAGAUGAAUGGGAGGAAUCAACUUUCAUAGAAGCAACAAAAAGGGUUGUUGAAUACACGACAUAAUUUAUUGGUAAUGUCAUAAAAAAUUUGCACCACAAUUUUAUUGUAUGUAUAUAUAUAAGUCUAGCAAUAAAUAAUGUAUUCAGUCGAACUCACAGAAUUCGUCCUUUGAUACGUCUCUAUCACGAAGACGUUGCGAUCUAUAGACACUAUCGAUAAUUUUAAUUUUACAAUUUUGUUUGUAUCUAGU
This is a messenger RNA of Capsicum annuum, 1411 nucleotides long. Its product is annotated as putative transcription factor bHLH041. The record is from RefSeq and is a predicted model, not a curated record. Lineage: Eukaryota; Viridiplantae; Streptophyta; Magnoliopsida; Solanales; Solanaceae. Gene Ontology annotation, molecular function: protein dimerization activity. Bases 259 to 1224 code for a protein of 321 amino acids. The transcript has 3 exons.